Cryptosporidium ubiquitum is the source of this 921-nucleotide messenger RNA. RefSeq lists its product as uncharacterized. Lineage: Eukaryota; Apicomplexa; Conoidasida; Eucoccidiorida; Cryptosporidiidae. The record is from RefSeq and is a predicted model, not a curated record. The transcript has a single exon. The coding region runs from base 1 to 921 and encodes 306 amino acids.
AUGUACUCAAACGUUUCAUUACUUAUACUAUUUGCCGCUAUCCUUGCUAAUAUUUCUAUUUACCCUAUACCGAAUACAGAUGCUUCGAGUUUAAACCAUUCCAUCUUUAGUUACGUCCAAAUUAAAUCCGCAACAGGAUCUGCAUCAGGAUCAGGCCCAUCGUCGCCAAAUGAACGAAAGAGAAAGCUUAGUGGUGAUGACUGUGACUCAGGGUCUUCUGGACGCCGUUCUUCACGAAGGCUUCGUGUUGAGGAAGGUGAAUCAACCUCCACUCUCAACACACUAGAGUUCUUGAGCGAAUCUUUAGAUGAUAUUACAUCAGUUCAAAAGCCAGAACAGGUUUCUGAAGAACAGUUAUUAGAUUUGAUUCUUAGUGAAUAUGAAAAUAGAGGUAUACAAAGGGAAGAGAUAACCGAAGAACAAAUAUGUGCCUCCGCUUCUGCUCAAGCCAAAAAUUGUUUUAAGAAAUGGAAGCAAGUUAAGCAAAGCCUUAAAUGUUUAGAAGCAUCCCUUAAUGAUUUAGAGGAAAGACAGAGGUGUUGUCCUGUUGCUGAUGAUGAUGAGGCGAGGUCUUACUCGGAGGCUCACUUUGAAAUACUUCAAAAACAGGAAUUAGUUUCUCAAAUAGAAGCAUCUCUAGCUUCUAGUUACAAUCACUUCUUAAACAUCAAGGAAAAACACAGCAAAGUUAGAAGAAGUGCGAGACUUGGUAAUAACCGUCAACCUGGUACUUCAACCCACAUUCCUCAACAACCAUCUCAAACUCCAUCUACUUCAUCUUCACAAGGACAGUUUGGUACAACACAAUCAACACAUGCAACUGCCCGCACCCACACUCGCACUUCUCAAGCAGGUAGAGGUGUAACUUCUACUCGUCGCUCUAGAAGAAAGAGAUAUCGCAGACGUAGAAGAACAUUUUAA